Messenger RNA from Toxotes jaculatrix (banded archerfish), 3971 nucleotides. Its product is annotated as apoptosis-stimulating of p53 protein 1-like. Bases 250 to 3387 code for a protein of 1045 amino acids. Gene Ontology annotation, cellular component: nucleus. Gene Ontology annotation, biological process: regulation of apoptotic process. The transcript has 23 exons. The record is from RefSeq and is a predicted model, not a curated record. Lineage: Eukaryota; Metazoa; Chordata; Actinopteri; Toxotidae. Gene Ontology annotation, molecular function: p53 binding.
AGGAGCUGGAGUUUUUAGGUUUUGUGAGCAUCUGGAUAUCUGGCUUGGGUCUGUAGACAGAGAAGAAGAAGGAGAAGAAGAAGAGUUUGGAUGUAUGGAAAAUUACGUGGGACCAGAGGAAGAGACGGGGAAAGCACAUUAAGAGAGGAGCGGAGGAGAGAGAGAGAGAGAGAGAGAGAGAGAGGAGGACACCCGGAGGAGAAGUUGUUUUUCUAACGGGACAGGAGGACAGUUGCCAGACCAGCCGGGAUGUUGCCGGUGAUCCUAACGGUUUACCUCAAUGACACCCAGCAGAUGCUAACUGAGGUCCCAGUUACUCCAGCAACCAGAGUGAUUGACGUGGUUGAAUACUGCAAAGAAGCCGGCGAGGGGGAAUGUCACUUGGCUGAAGUAUGGAACGGGCAUGAGCGAGUUCUCCCUCAGGAGUUGUUAUUGUUGGAUCUCCUCCAGCAGUGGGGAGCCAGGAGGCCCGAGGUCAGCUUUUACCUCAGACACUGCCCGCCCUGGGCGCAAGGAAGUCAGCAGCCUUUGGAGCAGAGCUGGACCUCGGAAGCAACAGAAAGCGCUAAUGACAGGGUUCCCCGUGUGGAGCUGACCCUCUCUGAGCUCCAGGAAAUGGCCACAAGACAACAGCAACAAAUUGAAGCUCAGCAACAGAUGUUGGUCGCCAAGGAGCAGAGACUGAGGUAUCUUCAGCAGGGAGGCAGAUCUAACCAGGGACAGACACAGUCUGAAGCUGAGAAGCUGCAGCGGUUGAAGGAGCGAGUGGAGACCCAGGAAGCGAAGCUGAAGAAGAUCCGAGCCAUGAGAGGACAAGUCGACUACAGCAAACUGAUCAACGGAAACCUCUCCGCAGAGAUUGACCACGUCAGCAACCUGUUUCAGGAGAAGCAGGCGGAGCUGCAGUCUGCAGUGAUCAGAGUCGACCAGUUGACUCAACAGUUGGAGGAUUUAAGGAGAGGACGCCUUCAGUUGCACUCUGUUGCCCCAGCUCAGGGGGCACCUCCUGGGUCACAUGGUGCUACCACUGGCCAGAAAGGAUCACCCCUGUCUGGCCCUGCUGCCCUGGAACUGAGGAAACUCUACCAGGAGCUGCAGGCUCGUAAUCGCCAUAACCUGGAGCAGAGCAACAAGUUGGCCCAGAACAAGGAGCUGCUGAACAAGAGGAACACUCAGGUGACAGUGAUGGAUCAACGCAUUGGAGACCUGAGAGAGCGACUGCAUAAGAAGAGAGCAGAAUUAAGUCGGAUGAAUGGAGGAGGCCUGUCCUCCCCUCAGAGUUCUUCCCACCCUGGUGGUGGUGGAGUAAUGGGUCGAGUGGCAGCAGUCUGCCCCUACAUCCAGGUUCCAGCUGAGGGCAGACAAGAGUCGGGGUACCCACUCCCAGCUGACCCACCAUCCAAACCGACCCCACUCAGCCACACCCGCUCCCUCUCAGCUAAUGAAGCAUCAUGGCCGAGCAUCAGUAAGAGUGUGUCAGAUUGGAGGACCAACAGUCCAGAACAGCUUCCCUCUGGUUAUGGUACCUAUCCCAGUGCCACCCACCAGGCGGCAGGGCAUCACUGUGCCACCAGUUCCCUGCCCCGCUCUGCACCAGGUACACUGGGCUGGCCACGAUCUAGUGCUGCCAACACCACGUUGUCCUCUUCAUCCUCAUCAUCCUCCUCCUCUCAACAAAUACAGCAGCGUAUCUCUGUCCCUCCUAAUUCAAUCCAAGGCUCUGCCGCCAUCUCCCAGCCCUCUCCACUGUCCCCACAAACAGAGCGAACAGAUCCCCCUCCAGCAGUGGCCGUACGUCCCUAUGUCCCGGACCAUCCCUCCAGGCCCCAGUCCCCCAGGAAGGGCCCCGCCACCAUGAACAGCAGCUCCAUCUAUAGCAUGUACCUCCAGCAGCCUCAGGCCAAAAACUAUGGAUCUCUCAGCAACAGAACUACUGUCAAAGCAGUCUAUGGCAAACCCAUCCUCCCCACAUCCUCCUCCUCUCCUUCCCCGGUCCCUUUCCUCCAGGGAGGUGGAGGAGGAGGAGGAGUAAGAGCAGGAGGAGAGGAUGUAACAGAUAAAGGAGGAGGAGAAAGCAGCAAUGGGCAAAUCAUCCCUCCACCAAGCGUAGAUAACAUCCCUCGUCCCCUCAGUCCCACAAAGCUCACCCCAGUUGCCCACUGCCAGCUACGUUACCAGAGUGAUGCUGACCUGGAGGUUCUCCGCCGACGGCUCAGCAAUGCUCCACGACCGCUGAAGAAACGGAGCUCAAUCACUGAACCUGAGGGCCCACAGGGGCCAAACAUCCAGAAACUACUGUACCAGAGGUUUAACACUCUGGCAGGAGGCAUGGAAGGAGGUUCAGGUAACACUUUCUACCAACCCGACUGCCUUUUGGGUGACAUGGACAACAUCCAUUCAGCCAAUGGGAAUGUAGAACAAGGUGACAAGCCAGCCAGUGUGGCAGCUGUGGAGGGCGAAGUUCAGAACCUGAACUCGGACUCCCGACGCUUGUCCCCUCCUUCUGUUGCCGUAGAACCAUCCAAAGAGACAACAUCAAUGGCAGAAACUACCAAUAAUGUGUCACCACCGACCCAACCCAGCUCGUCCCCUGCACCUGAUAGGCCAGAGGACCAGAACAACAACAACCAGAGAGGAUCUAGUCCCGCCCACAACUCUGUAGGCCACGCCUCUCCAUCACCUCCUGCACCACCUUCACUGCCUAAGGCCAAGCGAACCAACCUAAAGAAGCCGUCAUCAGAGCGGACAGGCCACGGUCUCCGGGUCAAGUUUAACCCUCUAGCUCUGCUGCUGGAUGCAUCGUUAGAGGGAGAGUUUGAUUUGGUGCAGAGAAUUAUCUAUGAGGUGGAAAAUCCCAGUAUGCCUAAUGAUGAAGGCAUAACUCCUCUUCACAACGCUGUCUGCGCGGGACACCACCAUAUUGUCAAGUUUCUGCUGGACUUCGGAGUGAACGUUAACGCAGCUGACAGUGACGGAUGGACUCCCCUGCACUGUGCAGCUUCAUGUAACAGCGUCCACCUGUGCAAGAUGCUUGUGGAGUCCGGCGCAGCCAUUUUCGCCACAACAAUUAGUGAUGUCGAAACAGCAGCAGACAAAUGUGAAGAAAUGGAGGAGGGCUACACACAGUGUUCUCAGUUUCUCUAUGGUGUACAGGAAAAACUGGGAGUGAUGAACAAAGGCUUGGUCUAUGCUCUCUGGGACUACACGGCCCAGCAGGCUGAUGAGCUUUCCUUCAGCGAAGGCGACGCUCUCACUGUGCUGCGUCGACGUGACGAGACUGAGACAGAGUGGUGGUGGGCGCGACUCAACGACCGCGAAGGAUACAUACCCAGGAACCUACUGGGGCUGUAUCCAAGGAUCAAACCCAGACAACGCUCACUGGCAUAAAGCCCAGAUCAGGAGCCAUGUGCACGCUCCCAGAGGGCGCAUGCACGCAGGGAAGAAGAGGUGCAGAAGCAGCGUGAGGGCAGACGCAUAAGCUGGGAAAGAAGGAACAAAGGUAGUCAGGAGGCUGAGAGAGGAAAGAAAGAAAGAGACAAAGAUGGAGGUCAGAGUUUUGUUGAACAAUUUUUUUGGUUUGUUUGGAUAUAACGCUGGAACCACAGAGCCACGUUAUGGUAGAUUCAUAAUAUAUUUUCACUGAGUUGCUGCAGAGUUGAAGGAAAAUUGCCUGAAUCUUAUUUUGAACAACAGUAGCUUGACAACUUCACUCAAGUUCAGUCGCAUGACAGAAGCUGAAGAGACUAAAUAAAAAAACAAAAAAAAAAACACAAAAAAAUUCUUAUCUUUUUGGAUGCAGCUUCAAUAUUGACCUCAGUUCACUUAGCUCAAAACAUGAUACCUUGAGCUUGGAAUUAUAAGGCUUCAUCUGACACUAUCUAAAUAAUCUUGAUCUUUGAAUGUCACUUCAGUUUUGUAUGGUGUUAAUAAAAAAAAAACAUUCAGGUGGAUCUUCAUAGAGCCAAGCUUAU